Scophthalmus maximus (turbot) is the source of this 5291-nucleotide messenger RNA. RefSeq names its product centriolin-like. The record is from RefSeq and is a predicted model, not a curated record. NCBI's taxonomy places the organism in Eukaryota, Metazoa, Chordata, Actinopteri, Pleuronectiformes, Scophthalmidae. The transcript has a single exon. Bases 83 to 5020 code for a protein of 1645 amino acids.
AGCUCUCCACUGACUUAUUCAGCCAGAGAACAACUUUCACUUUACACAUCAAGAUCAUUUAGGAUCCACCACAACGUACAACAUGCCCCAAAACAGGAAAAUCCCUAAAGAGGCCAGAGAUCGGAACAGGGACCGCUCAAGUGUGCUCUCAUUUUCUGCCGUUCAGAACCUGUGGAGGAAACGAUGUCAGCAAGACGACAGCCAGACCUCACUUGACCAAACCAACGACAUGACGGCCACACAGCUGGCCUACGACCACAAGUGUGAUCUUCACAAGCAAAUCAAGUCACACAGAGACCAGGUGACACAGAAACCGACCGCUGAGGAGGACGCCUGUCGCCAGACGCCUGAACAGGUAGAGAAGGAGAGCAAACUGAUUAUCCAGGAAGAACUGGACCGAGUCAGAGCUUCAUGCCAAGAAGACAAACAAAGGUAUGAGGCUGAAGUCCUCACAGUGACGCAGCGGGCUGACGACCUACAGCUACACCUUGACACCAAAAUCAAGUCUCUUGCAGACAACAAGGAGAUUCUCCAAGAAGAGUUGGAGAGAAUCAGAGCUUUAUACCAAGAGGACAAACAAAGGUAUGAGGCUGACUUUAUGGGAGUGACGCAGCUGGUUAAAGACCUUCAGCGUCAGCUUGACACAGAAAUCAAGUCUUGUACAGAGAGAGAGUCACAAGACAAGAUCUUACUGCAAGACCUGAAGGCUGAGCAGGGAGCCCUCAGUCAGAAGAUGUUUGAGGUGGGGAAGAACAAGGAGAUUCUCAAGGAAGAACUGGACAGGAUCAGAGCCUCAUGCCAAGAGGACAAACAAAGCUAUGAAGCUGAAGUCCUCACAGUGAGGCAGAGGUCUGACGACCUUCAGCUUCAGCUUGACACAGAAAUCAAGUCUUGUACAGACAGAGAGUCACAUCACCAGCUCUUGCUGCAAAAGUUGAGGGCUGAGGUCCUGGAGGAGAGGAAGAACAAGGAGAUUCUCCAAGAAGAACUGGACAGAGUCAGAGCCUCAUACCAAGAGGACAAACAAAGGUAUGAGGCUGACUUUCUCACAGUGACGCAGCUGGUUAGAGACCUUCAGCGUCAGCUUGACACAGAAAUCAAGUCUUGUACAGAGAGAGAGUCACAAGACAAGAUCUUACUGCAAGACCUGAGGGCUGAGCAGGGAGCCCUCAGUCAGAAGAUGUUUGAGGAGGGGAAGAACAAGGAGAUUCUCAAGGAAGAACUGGACAGGAUCAGAGCCUCAUGCCAAGAGGACAAACAAAGCUAUGAAGCUGAAGUCCUCACAGUGAGGCAGAGGUCUGACGACCUUCAGCUUCAGCUUGACACAGAAAUCAAGUCUUGUACAGACAGAGAGUCACAUCACCAGCUCUUGCUGCAAAAGUUGAGGGCUGAGGUCCUGGAGGAGAGGAAGAACAAGGAGAUUCUCCAAGAAGAACUGGACAGAGUCAGAGCCUCAUACCAAGAGGACAAACAAAGGUAUGAGGCUGACUUUCUCACAGUGACGCAGCUGGUUAGAGACCUUCAGCGUCAGCUUGACACAGAAAUCAAGUCUUGUACAGAGAGAGAGUCACAAGACAAGAUCUUACUGCAAGACUUGAGGGCUGAGCAGGGAGCCCUCAGUCAGAAGAUGUUUGAGGAGGGGAAGAACAAGGAGAUUCUCAAGGAAGAACUGGACAGGAUCAGAGCCUCAUGCCAAGAGGACAAACAAAGCUAUGAAGCUGAAGUCCUCACAGUGAGGCAGAGGUCUGACGACCUUCAGCUUCAGCUUGACACAGAAAUCAAGUCUUGUACAGACAGAGAGUCACAUCACCAGCUCUUGCUGCAAAAGUUGAGGGCUGAGGUCCUGGAGGAGAGGAAGAACAAGGAGAUUCUCCAAGAAGAACUGGACAGAGUCAGAGCCUCAUACCAAGAGGACAAACAAAGGUAUGAGGCUGACUUUCUCACAGUGACGCAGCUGGUUAGAGACCUUCAGCGUCAGCUUGACACAGAAAUCAAGUCUUGUACAGAGAGAGAGUCACAAGACAAGAUCUUACUGCAAGACCUGAGGGCUGAGCAGGGAGCCCUCAGUCAGAAGAUGUUUGAGGAGGGGAAGAACAAGGAGAUUCUCAAGGAAGAACUGGACAGGAUCAGAGCCUCAUGCCAAGAGGACAAACAAAGCUAUGAAGCUGAAGUCCUCACAGUGAGGCAGAGGUCUGACGACCUUCAGCUUCAGCUUGACACAGAAAUCAAGUCUUGUACAGACAGAGAGUCACAUCACCAGGUCUUGCUGCAAAAGUUGAGGGCUGAGGUCCUGGAGGAGAGGAAGAACAAGGAGAUUCUCCAAGAAGAACUGGACAGAGUCAGAGCCUCAUACCAAGAGGACAAACAAAGGUAUGAGGCUGACUUUCUCACAGUGACGCAGCUGGUUAGAGACCUUCAGCGUCAGCUUGACACAGAAAUCAAGUCUUGUACAGAGAGAGAGUCACAAGACAAGAUCUUACUGCAAGACCUGAGGGCUGAGCAGGGAGCCCUCAGUCAGAAGAUGUUUGAGGAGGGGAAGAACAAGGAGAUUCUCCAGGAAGUCCUGGACAGGAUCAGAGCCUCAUGCCAAGAGGACAAACAAAAGUACGAAGCUGAAGUCCUCACAGUGACGCAGCGGUCUGAUGACCUUCAGCUUCAGCUUGACACAGAAAUCAAGUCUCACACAAAUAGAGAGUCACAACACCAGCUCUUGCUGCAGAAGCUGAGGUCUGAGCAAGAUGCUGAGCUCCAGGAGGAGAGGAAGAACAAGGCGAUUUUACAAGAAGAACUGGACAGAGCCUCAUACCAAGAGGACAAACAAAGGUACGAAGCUGAAGUCCUCACAGUGGCACGGCGGCUUGAUGACUUUCUGCGUCAGCUUAUCACAGAAAUCAAGUCUAUCACUGACACUGCGUCACAAGACAAGAUCUUACUGCAGAAAAUGAAGGCUGAGCAGGAAGCCCUCAGUCAAAAGAUGGUGGAGGAGAGAAAGAACAAGGAGGUUCUCCAAGAAGAGCUGGAGAGAAUCAGAGCGUCAUGCCAAGAGGACAAACAAAGGUAUGAAACUGAAGUCCUCACUGUCACAAAGCUGGUUGAGGACCUUCAGUUUCAGCUUGACACAGAAAUCAAGUCUGGCAGAGACAGAGAGUCACAAGACAAGAUCUUGCUGCAAGACCUGAGGGCUGAGCAAGAUGCUCAGCUCCUGGAGGAGAGAAAGAACAAGGAGAUUCUCCAAGAAGAACUGGACAGAGUCAGAGCCUCAUACCAAGAGGACAAACAAAGGUAUGAAGCUGAAGUCCUCAUAGUGGCACAGCGGCUUGACAACCUUCUUCAUCAGCUUGACACAAAAAUCAAUUUUUGCACAGAGAGAGAGUCACAUCACCAGGUCUUGCUGCAAAAGCUGAUGGCUGAGCUCCUGGAGGAGAGAAAGAACAAGGAGAUUCUCCAAGAAGAACUGGACAGGGUCAGAGCCUCAUACCAAGACGACAAACAAAGGUAUGAAGCUGAAGUCCUCACAGUGACGCAGCGGGCUGACGACCUUCAGUUUCAGCUUAACACUAAAAUCAAGUCUCUCGCUCACAACAAGGAGAUUCUCCAAGAAGAGUUGGACAGAGUCAGAGCUUUAUACCAAGAGGACAAACAAAAUUAUGAAGCUGAAGUCUUCACAGUGACGCAGCAGUCUGACGACCUUCAGCUUGACACCGAAAUCCAGUCUCUCACUGACACUGCGUCACAAGAUCAGCUCUUACUGCAGAAAAUGAAGGCUGAGCAGGAAGCCCUCAGUCAAAAGAUGGUGGAUGAGAGAAAGAAGAAGAAGAUUCUCCAAGAAGAGCUGGAAAGAAUCAGAGCUUCAUACCAAGAGGACAAACAAAGGUAUGAGGCUGACUUUCUCACAGUGAGGCAGCUGGUUAAAGACCUUCAGCGUCAGCUUGACAACAAAAUCAAGUCUUGCACAGAGAGAGAGUCACAAGACAAGAUCUUGUUGCAAGACCUGAGCACUGAGCAGGACGCUGAGCUCCAGGAGGAGAUGAAGAACAAAGAGAUUGUUCAAGAAGAGAUGGAGAGAAUCAAAGCUUCAUACCAAGAAGAAAAACAAAGGUAUGAAGCUGACUUUCUCACAGUGUCGCAGUUGGCUGACGACCUUCAGCUUCAGCUUGACACCAAAAUCAAGUCUAUCACUGACACUGCGUCACAAGACAAGAUCUUACUGCAGAACAUGAAGGCUGAGCAGGAAGCCCUCAGUCAAAAGAUGGUGGAUGAGCUCCAGGUGGAGAGGAAGAACAAAGAGAUUCUCCAGGAAGAACUGGACAGAGUCAAAGCUUCAUGCCAAGAGGACAAACAAAGGUAUGACGCUGAAGUCCUCACAGUGACGCAGCUGAUUAAAGACCUUCAGCAUCAGCUUGACACAGAAAUCAAGUCUCGUUCAGACAGAGAGUCACAAGACAAGAUCUUACUGCAAGAACUGAGGGCUGAGCAGGACGCUGAGCUCCAGGAGGAGAGGAAGAACAAGGAGAUUCUCCAAGAAGAGCUGGAGACAAUCCAAGCUUCAUACGCUGACUUUCUCACAGUGACGCAGCGGGCUGACGACCUUCAGCUUCAGCUUGACACCAAAAUCAAGUCUCUCGCUGACACUGCAUCACAAGACCAGUUCCUACUGCAGAAAAUGAAGGCUGAGCAGGAAGUCCUUAAUCAAAAGAUGGUGGAUGAGCUCCAGGUGGAGAGGAAGAACAAAGAAAUUCUCCAGGAAGAACUGGAGAGAGUCAGUGCUUCAUGCCAAGAGGACAGACAAAGGUAUGACGCUGAAGUCCUCACAGUGAUGCUGCUGAUUAAAGACAUUCAGCUUCAGCUUGAAACAGAAAUCAAGUCUCGUUCAGACAGAGAGUCACAAGACAAGAUCUUACUGCAAGAACUGAGGGCUGAGCAGGACGCUGAGCUCCAGGAGGAGAGGAAGAACAAGGAGAUUCUCCAAGAAGAACUGGACAGAGUCAGAGCCUCAUACCAAGACGACAAACAAAUAUGAAGCUUACAUGGUCCUUGUGAGGCGGUGGGCUGACUCCCUCAUGAAGGAUCUCCCUGAUCCCAAACCGGUGGAGACUGAGGUGCCUGAGGAGUUGCCAGCAAAGAAGAAGGCCUAAAACUUGAAGAGAGUCCGACACUAUCUAAGACUCAACAGGGUGAUGGCGAAGGAUCGAUUCCAGGUAAUGAGUCCCCAUGAAUCUGAACAUUGUCUCCUGAGGUGGUUUUGGUUUUUCUCCCUUUACAAAAAUUUAAUAAAUGCAUUCAAUUUUGAA